Magnolia sinica is the source of this 7110-nucleotide messenger RNA. RefSeq names its product 1-phosphatidylinositol-3-phosphate 5-kinase FAB1B. Bases 1227 to 6740 code for a protein of 1837 amino acids. The transcript is spliced from 11 exons. Gene Ontology annotation, biological process: phosphatidylinositol phosphate biosynthetic process. The record is from RefSeq and is a predicted model, not a curated record. Gene Ontology annotation, cellular component: endosome membrane. NCBI's taxonomy places the organism in Eukaryota, Viridiplantae, Streptophyta, Magnoliopsida, Magnoliales, Magnoliaceae. Gene Ontology annotation, molecular function: 1-phosphatidylinositol-3-phosphate 5-kinase activity; metal ion binding; ATP binding.
UUCUCUGCCACAGGAAAAAUAAAAAAGAAAAAGAAAAGAAAAAGAACGAUCCUCAGGUAGAUAGAAUUUCCUGAAUUUUUAUUGAAAUUAUUGCUGUAAUUUCCGUGAUUGGAUUGGAAAUUUCACUUUCAGAGAUUUUGUUAUUACAAAUUCCCGAAAAUGCGAGGAAUUACAGGUGCCGGUUGAUCUUCCAUAGCAACCCCCUCUUCCUGUUUUUCAAACCUUCUCGAUUGUCUCCGGAUCGCUUUUCGUGAUUUCUACCGGAUUCUGCUCAUGGGUUUUGCUCCUGGAGUCGUCUGGUCUGUUGCGUCUUUUACGGAUUGCGUUUUCGUGGCGUAGAUUGGCAGGGAUCGGCAGAGAGGUUCGUGUGGUUUUCUUGGUUUGGUUCCGUGAUCUGAUUGUGAUUUGAAUUGGAUUUGAUUGGUUUGGUUGUGAAUUUUCAUUUGAAGAGAGGGAUUUUAGAUUGGUUUUGGCUUUCAUGCAUUUGUCUGAUGGAAAGAUCAGAUUUUGAUGGUGUUUGAGGACUAUUGAAGGGAAAUUCCUCCUCUAUUUUUUUUUUUGUAAGAAUUUUAUUUUCUAUCUUUGAAGUGUUUGGGGAUUGGAUUUGACCUGAGUAGGCAGUUCGGAUUGAGUUUGGUGUGAAUUUCUCGGUCUGCAUAAAGUGAUUGGUGAGAAACAGGUUCGGUUUCUUUGCGAAAUUGGAGUUGGGUGUUUUCGGGGAUUUGGAUUUGGAAUUGGUUUUGGGUUCUGUUCUGUUUCGGGGUUUUGGGAUUCGGUUCAUUUGAGUGGGGACUGGGCGUUCUUGGUUUCGAAAUCGAGUUUCAACAUUAGGGUUUUGUGGAGCUGGAUUGAGGUUUUGUAGGUGAUACAAGAAGAGCUAUAGUUUAAUUGUUCCAGAUUCAUUUUCUUUUUGGACUUUGAAUUCGCGGAUCACGAACUGCAGUAUAACUGGCAGUGGGUGUUUGAAUUAGGAUUUUGUUGGAUUUUGAUUUGAAAAGGUCUUUAUCAUAAUUUUGUCCGAUUUUGAUUUCAAAAGGUUUUAAUCGUAGCUGGCGGAUAUCUGGUGAUGAGAAUUAUAGGGUGUGGGAAUUUUUGAUAAUUGGAUUCAGUGUGUGAUUUGUAUUUGAUCGGUGGACGGUUUUGAAAAGUGUGGGAUUAGAGAAUUUGAUUUCAAGAGUGGCCGAUGAGCAUUUCAUGAUGAGUGGGGUUCGGAGGGUCCUUUGUCGAUGGAAACCCCUGACCAGAGGUUCUCUGAGCUUGUCGGCGUGGUGAAAUCCUGGCUUCCUCGGAGGUCCGAACCUGCGAAUCUGUCAAGGGACUUUUGGAUGCCUGAUCAUAGCUGUCUGGUAUGUUAUGAGUGUGAUUCCCAAUUCACAAUCUUCAACCGUAGACACCAUUGCCGUCUCUGCGGGCGCAUCUUCUGUGCAAAGUGCACGGCAAACUCAAUCCCCGCUCCGUCUGAUGACCCGAAGAGUGGCCGGGAAGAGUGGGAGAGGAUCCGCGUAUGUAACUAUUGUUUCAGGCAAUGGGAACAGGGGAUAGUGGGGAUCGAUAAUGGGAUGCAAUUGUCUAGUCCGGAUCUUAGCCCUUCCCCUUCAGCGACAAGUUUGGUCAGUACCAAGUCUAGUGGCACAGCCACAGGUAACAGCAGCAGCACAGUUGGUUCUUCCAUGCCUUACUCGACCGGCUCUUAUCAGCACGUCCAAUACGACAACGGUCUUAGCCUGGGCCAAUCUGCACGAGUGGAAGUGGGUCCUGAUCCCGAUAAGCAAGAAAUGGUGACAUCUGGAAGGAACGUGGAAUUUGUUGCUGACAUUGGUGAUCCGUCUCCUGACCGGUUUGGGAACAGGAGUGAUGAUGACGACGAUGAAUAUUGUGCAUAUCGUUCAGAUUCUGAAACGAGGCAAUUUCAGCCAUCAGAUGACUACUAUGGGCAAGUUGAGUUUGAUGAUAUCGACCAUGCAUACCGAUCACAUAAGGUGCAUCCUGCAGAAGAAAGUGCCGAUGCUAAAGAUUUGAGUUCUCUGAGACAUGAGAGCCUGGGUUCGCAAGUCUUGGCAAGGCCUGAGAAGAUUGGGGAAGAAGCAGAAGGACACAAUAAUUGUGAUGAAUUGGAUGCUUCCUCCUCUAUAUAUGGUGUGGAGAACACAGCCGCUGAGGCAGUGGAUUUUGAAAACAACGGGCUACUUUGGCUCCCUCCCGAGCCGGAAGAUGAAGAGGAUGAGAGAGCUGUUAUAUUUGAUGAUGACGACGAUGAGGAUGCAUCGGGGGAAUGGAAAACUCUACGCUCUUCGAGCAGCUUUGGCAGUGGGGAGUACCGGAGUAAGGAACGGUCGAGCGAAGAGCACCGCAAGGCCAUGAAAAAUGUCGUAGAUGGGCAUUUCAGGGCUUUGGUAGCUCAGCUUUUGCAGGCUGAGAAUCUCCCUGUGGGCGAAGAAGAUGACAGGGAAAGCUGGUUGGAUAUAAUCACGUCUUUGUCGUGGGAGGCAGCGACUCUCCUUAAGCCAGACAUGAGCAAAGGAGGAGGGAUGGAUCCUGGUGGUUAUGUGAAGGUCAAGUGCAUAGCUUGUGGGCGCCGCAGUGGGAGUAUGGUGGUGAAGGGGGUUGUUUGUAAGAAAAAUGUGGCACACAGACGUAUGACAUCAAAUAUAAACAAUCCCCGUUUUCUAAUACUCGGAGGAGCUCUCGAAUACCAGCGAGUUACGAAUCACUUGUCGAGUUUUGAUACCCUGCUGCAACAGGAAAUGGAUCAUCUGAAGAUGGCAGUUACAAGGAUUGAUGCUCAUCAGCCUGAUGUCCUCUUGGUAGAGAAAUCUGUUUCCCGUCAUGCCCAAGAAUACCUGCUUGAAAAAAACAUCUCACUUGUUCUGAAUAUUAAACGGCCACUCUUGGAGCGUAUAGCCCGCUGCACCGGUGCACAAAUCAUCCCUUCCAUUGAUAGUCUGUCAUCGCCGAAGCUGGGUCACUGCGAAUCAUUCCACGUGGAGAAGUUUCUGGAAGAGCAUGGCAGUGCUGGGCAGAAUGGGAAGAAAUUGGUCAAGACGUUGAUGUUUUUCGAAGGCUGCCCCAAGCCGUUCGGUUGCACUGUUUUGCUCAAGGGAGCUAAUGGUGAUGAGCUGAAGAAAGUGAAACAUGUCAUCCAGUAUGGAGUUUUUGCGGCCUACCACUUGGCUUUGGAGACUUCUUUUCUUGCAGAUGAAGGCGCUUCUCUUCCGGAACUUCCUUUGAAAUCCCCAAUAACUGUCGCGUUGCCAGACAAACCCUCUUGCAUUGACAGGUCCAUUUCCACGAUACCGGGUUUCACGGUUCCUUCUGGUGGCAAGCCACAAUCUGAUAAAGAUACCCAAAGGGCCAACGAUGUCCUUAUGUCGGACCCAUCCUUACCCUUGAACAGCCCGUCCACUACCAAAAUGGAGGAGGCAAUAAUGCCAUAUGCAUCUAAAGGUCCGAGUUCUCAGUUAACAGAAGCUGCAUCGGGAUUUGUGAACCCUUCAUCGGUUUACCACAAGCUACCUUCUGAGAAGGGUCAUUUCUCUUCAUCGUCUCCUUUGGGGCAUUCAGCCUUUAAUUGUUAUGAUGGGUUCUCUUCGUAUUUUGCAUUUGAAGUGCGUAGUAAAUUGAGCUAUGAAGAACCACGUUGUGAGGGAGGAAAUUUUGGGGCUGAAGGUGGGUUAAUCACAGAUGAUUGUGUGGCCCCUAGUAAUGGUUUCCGGGACCAUGAGAUGUCAGAUGGAGGUGGGGUCAUGGCUAUUGUUAUCCAGAAUGAUGAGCGGAAGAAGACCGCAAAUCAACUGGGUUCUUCGGAUUUGAGCUCCUUCCAUCAAGAUAAUAACCAACGUGAUGAUCCAGCAUCAGCCAAGGAAGAGUUCCCCCCAUCUCCUUCUGAUCAUCAGAGUAUUCUUGUUUCUCUAUCCACCCGGUGUGUGUGGAAAGGGACCGUAUGCGAGCGUGCGCAUCUCUUCCGCAUCAAGUACUAUGGCAGCUUCGACAAGCCUUUGGGGAGAUUCUUACGUGACCAUCUCUUUGAUCAGAAUUUCCGUUGUCGUUCGUGUGAGAUGCCAACAGAAGCGCACGUUCAUUGCUAUACUCAUCGGCAGGGCAGCCUCACAAUAUCCGUUAAGAAGCUCCCGGAUAAUGCCUUGCCAGGAGAACACGAUGGCAAGAUCUGGAUGUGGCACAGGUGCCUGCGGUGUCCUCGGGCUAAUGGGUUCCCACCUGCAACCCGAAGAAUUGUGAUGUCUGAUGCUGCUUGGGGCUUGUCUUUUGGUAAAUUUCUGGAGCUCAGCUUCUCAAAUCAUGCUGCUGCAAGCCGGGUGGCUAGCUGUGGUCAUUCUCUACAUAGAGACUGUCUUCGGUUCUAUGGGUUUGGGAAAAUGGUCGCUUGCUUUCGGUAUGCAUCCAUUGAUGUUCACUCCGUUUACCUGCCGCCACCUAAACUCGAUUUCAACUACGAACAUCAGGAUUGGAUACAGAAAGAAGCAGAUGAGCUAGCUGAGAGGGCCGAACUUUUCUUUACCGAAGUAUUCAAUGCUCUGCGCCAAAUCGUGGAGAAAAGAUUUGGCACUGGAUCAGUUGACAGUGGAAUGAAAUUCUUGGAACCAAGAUGCCGCAUUGCAGAAUUGGAGGCAGCGCUGCAAAAGGAGAAGACGGAAUUCGAGGAGUCCCUCCAGAAAGCUGUGAAGAAGGAGCCAAAGAAGGGGCAACCAGUCAUUGAUAUUCUUGAAAUCAAUCGACUGAGGAGGCACUUUCUGUACCGAGCAUAUGUAUGGGACCGUUGCUUGGUCUUUGCGACUGGUGCAGACAACAGUCCUCAUGAUGACCUCAGCAGUUCCAUAGCAAAACAGAAGGAGAAGCCACCUGGCUCUAUUGAGAAGCUUGUCGAGUCGAAUUUGGCUCCAAAGCCAAACAAAACUCUUGCCAACUCCGAGUCUCUUCCCCCAAAUGCCAAAUCGGAUGAAACUCGAAAAGGGAUCUCCAAUCCAAUCAAAAAUCAUGGAGGAAUCAGCGAGCAAGAUCCUAAUUGCAGAAAGGAAAACUCAGGUUCUCUUUCAAUGAGCAUGAAUACCAGCGACCAACCUGAUCCUGUUGAAGCUGGUGCUGUUGUUCGUAGGGUCCUCUCAGAUGGGCAGUUUCCGAUAAUCACAAAUUUGUCAAACAACUUGGAGGCAGCAUGGAUAGGCAAAAAUCACCCCGUAAAUGUAAUGUCACAAGAAAAUGGCUCUGCUGUUCCUGAUGCACACAUGCUCAACUCAUCUACAGUCGAAGCUGUGGCAGCCAUGCCCAAGACAGAAGAUGUAGGGGGAGUAGGGGCGGUCCAGUCUCUUGUGCCCAUGGUACCUUUCAAGGGGGGCGGUCAUUUAGAUGACCUCCCGAGCUGGACUGGAACGCCCCUUCUAGACUUUCACCGUUCUUCUAACAAGAUUCCCACUCCAAAAUUAGAAGUCCUCAGUGAAUAUAAUCCAGUCUAUAUAUCAUCCUUUUGGGAGUUGGACCGCCGUGGUGGGGGGCGGUUCCAGCUGCCUGUGGGUGUCAAUGAGACUGUUGUGCCAGUUUAUGAUGAUGAACCAACCAGCGUUAUUGCAUAUGCUCUUGUUUCAACCGAGUAUCGAAAACGAAUUUUGGAGGAGGAGGAGAGACUGAAAGAUAGCGGAGACUCUUCAAUUUCCUUGCCAUUUUACGACUCGGUGAGUUUCCACCCUCUCCGGUCGUUUGACGAGACUUCAUCCGAAUCUUUCAGAAAUUUUGGGUCAGUGGAAGAGAGCAUUUUAUCCAUGUCUGGGAGCCGGACCUCUCUUGUUCUGGACCCGCUUACAUAUACGAAAAUGAUGCAAGUCAAAGUUCCUGUUGAUGAUGAUGGUCCGCCGGGUAAGGUCAAGUAUGUUGUGACAUGCUACUAUGCUAAGUGUUUUGAAGCUUUAAGGAGGACUUGCUGCCCGUCGGAGCUGGAUUUCAUACGGUCACUUAGUCGUUGUAAAAAAUGGGGGGCACAAGGUGGGAAGAGCAAUGUCUUUUUUGCAAAGACCUUGGAUGAUAGGUUUAUCAUCAAACAGGUAACGAAAACGGAGCUAGACUCCUUUAUCAAGUUUGCUCCACAGUAUUUUAAAUAUCUCUCCGAGUCGAUUGGCAGAGGAGGCCCCACAUGCCUAGCAAAGAUUCUUGGGAUUUAUCAGGUUUCGUCAAAGCACAUGAAAGGAGGGAAGGAUUCGAAGAUGGACGUUCUGGUUAUGGAGAAUCUUUUGUUCAGGCGGAACAUAACGCGGCUUUAUGAUCUCAAGGGAUCUUCGCGGUCACGGUAUAAUCCGGAUUCGAGUGGGAGCAAUAAAGUUCUUCUAGAUCAGAACCUGAUCGAAGCAAUGCCGACUUCUCCAAUUUUUGUUGGGAAUAAGGCGAAGAGGUUGCUGGAGAGAGCUGUCUGGAAUGAUACUUCUUUUCUCGCUUCGAUCGAUGUAAUGGAUUACUCGUUGCUGGUGGGUGUGGACGAGGAGAAGCACGAGCUGGUGCUGGGGAUCAUUGAUUUCAUGAGGCAGUACACAUGGGACAAGCACCUUGAGACAUGGGUGAAAGCGUCCGGCCUCUUGGGCGGGCCCAACACGUCCCCGACCGUGAUCUCACCCAAGCAAUACAAAAAGCGGUUCAGGAAGGCCAUGUCUGCAUAUUUUCUUAUGGUCCCAGAUCAGUGGUCCCCACCUACCAUCAUCCCCAGCCGGUCACAGUCUGACCUCGCUGAAGAAAAUCAGUAGGGCCAAUAUGUAGAAUCAAUGUCAUGAUGCCAUGUUUGUAUAUGUCGAAUGUGUAAGUUAGGAAUCAUCCCCCUUUCUUUUUUCAAUUUUCCUGUUUUAUUAUCUUGGGAUGGCAGCCUCAUUCGUGUUCUUGUCUAGAUUUUGUGAAUUAUUUGUUAAAGAUGCAGAACAAGGCUGUUUUAUGCCAUGAAAUUUCCAUCAGAGGUAUUGUAAUGAGAUGACCUCUCCCUGGAAUGUUUGUACAAUAUUCGUUCAUGUAUUUAUGCCAAUAUAUGGGAGAAAUACGGAGUCUGUUUUGGGCACAACAUUUAUAUGCGUGUUUUAUUAUGUAUCCAUCAUUUUUUAUUUAAUGGAUGUGGCUUUCCAUGAA